This is a messenger RNA of Soboliphyme baturini, 4296 nucleotides long. NCBI's taxonomy places the organism in Eukaryota, Metazoa, Nematoda, Enoplea, Dioctophymatida, Soboliphymatidae. The record is from the annotation of a GenBank genome assembly.
UUGUUUCUAGGAGAUUUGAAAGGAUACGCGGUAGUCAGAGUAGACAUCGAAGACUGUAACGACAACGCGCCGACGUUUUCGCCGAUCCAUUUCAACAUCAGCCUCAGGACGAUGAACCCUUUCAACGAACCGGUUGUGCGAGUAUUUGCCAAGGAUGCAGACAGUGACAAGCAUGGAGUAGUCUCCUAUGAAAUUACUUCUGGAAAUGAAGAAGAUUCUUUCCGCAUCGAUUCUCGAACAGGAGAAGUUUACGUGCGAAGCAAGCUAUUUCCUACCAUUUACCAACUGAAGAUCCAAGCAAAGGACAGCGGUGGCUUGGUUUCGUCCAUUCUUGCCGAUGUCAUUGUGACGGUUUUGACCGACGAGUUUCCGAACCCAUCUUUCGACCAGCGAAUGUACGAGUUCCACGUCCGGGAGGAUGCCAAGCCCGGGACGUUGGUCGGACGGGUCUCCGUUCAAAGUUCGAACAUACUCACAUAUUCCAUAGCCGAUAGCAGCCCUGAAGAUCUUUUCGUCAUUGACAGAUUCACAGGUACCAUACUGGUCGAACGACCCCUGGACUUCGAAACGGAACAAAUGAUCGUGUUUGGCGUAAAAGCGUCGGUCGAAAACGAACCUGGUUGUAACUACACGCAGGUUGUCAUCAUCGUCGAAGAUGCGAAUGACAACGUUCCCGUUUUCGAAAGCUCUAUCGACACUGUCUGGGUAUCAGAAGACCAAAAUACUUCGGUUCCGUUUUACACCCUGAAAGCACGUGAUCGUGACAGCGGAACAAAUGGCGCCUUGAUCUACGGUAUAUCCGUCAAUCCUGACAACAUGUUCGUCGUUCAGCCUCUGUCCGGGGAGUUACGCAUCACUCGUAGGUUGCACUACGAGCACACGAAUAACUACAGACUGGUGGUUUCUGUGCGCGACAGUGGAGUCCCUCCUCGAUCCGCCGAAAUGGCUCUGAAGGUAUUGGUCCUUGAUGCCAACGACCAUGCUCCCCAUUUCUCACAUACGUCAUAUCAUCUGAGUGUACCUGAAAAUGCCGCUGUCACCAGCCAUGUUUUCCAGUUGAUCGCUUCUGACAAAGAUACAGGAAUUAACGGGAAAAUCUCUUACGGAAUUCAGCAGCAGUCGAACAUCGGCGACGAUGAAGACAUGGCACAUUUUGGGAUUUUCAGCGAUACUGGUUGGGUGUACGUUCGCCGAGCCUUGGAUCGAGAAAAGAGCUCUCAGUUUACUUUCAGAGUAUUUGCUAAGGAUAAUGGUAGACCGUCGCACCUUUCCACGGCUGAAAUUACGGUCACCGUCACAGACGUGAACGACAACGCUCCGCGAUGUGAGGGUGUUCAAAAAUUUUCGGUGACGGAGAACCAAGGUGCAGGAUUUUUGGUAGGCAAAAUUACUGCGUAUGACCCUGAUCAAGGCCUUAAUGGGACAGUGCAUUAUUUUUUGAACGAUUCGAGUUCCGCAUUCAGUGUAAACACUGACGGUGAAAUCUACGUCAGUGGACACCUGGAUCGGGAACGGCAACCUCAGUACGAUUUGGACGUGGUUCUCAUGGAUGGAGGAUCUCCUUCAUUGAAAGGACUGUGCCACAUUCAAGUCGUGGUCGAAGAUGUGAACGACAACAGCCCGGUGUUCGUUCUUCCGCUUCAGAUGAAGGUAUUUCUGCGAGAAGAACAAAACAAGGGCGUGGAAGUUCUACAAGCACAGGCACGAGACUCGGAUUUGGGCGAGAACGGAACAGUGAGGUACGAGAUCCGGUCACCUGCAGACGGACUUCAACUUCCAUUCACGAUUGAUAGCUUGACUGGCAUCGUCACCACGACGAGAGUUGUUGACUACGAAAGUGAUGCAAAGUUCUUUGAAAUAGACAUCGUUGCAAAAGACCUGGGUAAAGCGCCGAAAAGCGCAGUGAAACGCGUCAUCAUCGAAGUAGUGGAUGUCGAUGACGAUGGAGGUGUGCCAGAGAAUGAAACGGUUAUCGACGUAGUAGUGUUUGAGGUAUCGGAAGAGGUAGAAGUCGGAACGAGCAUCGGUCUGAUCGAUCGCGAUCGUUCUUCCACAGUUGACGUGCAAGCGAUGGACGAGCAGACUUUGAGGAAGAUGGUGGAUGUUUUGUACGAUAUCGUAGCCGGCAACAGUUUUGGCCUGUUCGACGUCGAUCGUUUCACCAGUGAACUAUUCGUUGUGAAAAACUUGGAUUACGAACUGUCCGACAGCCACUUUCUGAAAAUCUCGCGGACCAACGCCAGCAGCCGACUGCCAUCGGUUCAGUUCAUCAAUGUUAAAGUGUACGUGGCGGACGAGAAUGACAAUUGGCCAUGGUUUGUGGAUGACCCAGUGAUUUUUUCCAUUCCUGAAAAUGCAAGACUGAGCUCCUCCGUCUGGACGUUCAACGCCACCGACAAGGACGCCGGUAGCUUUGGCCGAGUCGAGUACGACAUCGUUCGUCAAAAUCCCGAGAACGCGUUCCUUAUUGAUCAGACCACCGGUGAACUGAUCCUUGCUGAGGAGUUGGACCACGAGCAGGCACCUAUGCACCUAGUCAUCGUCAGGGCCACUGACCAGGCUCCGAACGUGACCAACCGCAAGAGUGCUACCGUGACCACUAGAAUCUACGUAAUCGAUGUCAACGACAACCAUCCGAGAUUCGAAAGCAACGACUCGUGCGUCUUCUACGAAGGCAGCCUCGGCACCGAGCCGAUCUUGUACGUGGUGGCGAAAGAUGACGACUGGAUGGAUAACGCACGUCUAUCAUAUUCGAUCCAGGUAACCGUAAUGGCAACGGACCAUGGAGAUCCACCUCUGUCGUCUACUCAGACCAUUACCGUUGAGUUCAAACGGGUCAGCGGCCUCGCACCUUUCUUCAAAUAUGCCGUAUUCACCGCCAACGUCACCGAGAAUUGUGCUGUUGGAACUGAAGUUACAACACUGGAGGUUCUUACCACCGGACAAGGCUCCGAUGCUGAGCUGAACUUUACACUCUUUUCAGAAGAUGGGGACCAACGAUUUAUAAUCGAUUCUCACACUGGUUUGGUAAGAACUGCUGAAUCGAUAGACAGGGAAAUGAAAGACAAGUAUACAUUGACAGCAAUCGUCCGUAGCAGCAACUAUCCUGAUUUCUACGACUCUGCCGUGGUUGUGGUUAACGUCGCGGACAUUAACGAUAACGCGCCAAUAUUAAUCCGACAGUUGUGUGAUCCCGUAGUGGAAAUCCGGGAAAACAUUCGUGUCCCCGUCAUCAAGCGGGUGAUCGCCGUCGAUCCGGACCAGGGUGAAAACGGCAAAAUUUUCUACAGCAUUGCUGGUGGAAAUCAGAAUGGUGACUUUCACAUCGAUUCGUCGACGGGUACAUUGUCUUGUCAACCGCUGGACAGAGAACGGCAACAGCUAUACAACCUUACAAUAUUAGCUACCGAUUCCGGUUCGGUCCGCCACAGCGACUCAUGUACUGUGGUGGUGAAAGUUCUGGACGAGAACGAUAACGACCCUGUGUUUGAAAAGAGCAACUACGCUGCGCGGGUGAGGGAGGACGUUACGCUCGGCUCCGUCGUUGUCACUGUAAAGGCGAAGGACGCGGACGAUGGUCUCAAUGCAAAAAUUAUCUACAGUCUCGUAAACGAGACGUCCGGACUCUUUGCAGUGCGACCAAAUACGGGCGAAAUCGUAACUUUGAGGCCGUUGAACUUUGAAGUCAGAGACUCGUACACGUUGAAGAUCAAAGCAGUGAACAUGGGUCUGGGCAGACGACACUCUCAGACGGCAACAGUCACGGUGCAGGUGAUUGACGUGAACGAUAAUUCGCCCGUGUUUCAAGACAGUCAUUCGUUUGUCCAUGUUUCAUCGAAAAUUCUGCCAGGACAGCGAGUUGCGAAAGUGAAAGCUACCGACGCUGACGGCCCCGGUCCAAAUUCGGAAUUGCAUUACAGUCUGUUACGCCAUAGUCCGUUUUUUAACAUAAACCCGGAUACGGGAGUCAUCAGUGCCACCAAAGAAAUAUCGCAAAUGUUUGGAACAGUGGUUCACCUACUGAUCACGGCAAGUGACAAGGGUAUCGCUCCAAGAAACGCCACCUCAGUGAUGACGAUUUUGAUGAGUGAUGAUGAUGAUGAUGACGAACCUAAGGAACAGCUGAUAUUUGAUCACGAACUGUAUGAGGCGAACAUGAGUGAGCACAUGAAAUCGCAGUCUGUCACUGCGACGCUGCGAGCUCAUUCGCAAAGCGGGUCGCAUAUGCAGGUGACCUACCAAAUCGUUGCCGGCAACGGAUCUCAGGCUUUCACUAUCGACCCUAGCCAAGGCUAG